ACAAGACGUCAUACUUACGCGACCAGCACUGCUACUGUUGCCGCAGAAAAACACGGGAAGCUUCUUCUCAGGGACUUUUGACUCUUCAAACGAUGUCGACUGCUAUGAAUUUCGGGUCGAAGAGUUUUAAACCUCGGGCUCCUGACAAAGGCUCGUUCCCUCUGGAUCAUUUCGGGGAGUGUAAAACCUUCAAGGAGACGUUUAUGAAAUGCCUGAGAGACAACAGUUUUGACAACUCAAUGUGCAGACUGCAGUCCAAAGACUACCUCGAGUGCCGCAUGAAUAAUCAGCUGAUGGCCAAGGAGCCUCUGGAGAAACUAGGAUUCAAGGAUCUGAUGGACCAACCUCCCAGCCAAGCAGACAAAGACACUAAACCCUGAACAACACAAAGUCCUCAAAACCCAA
Messenger RNA from Labrus bergylta (ballan wrasse), 405 nucleotides. It is a transcript of the gene cox19, whose product is annotated as cytochrome c oxidase assembly factor COX19. The record is from RefSeq and is a predicted model, not a curated record. Gene Ontology annotation, biological process: mitochondrial respiratory chain complex IV assembly. NCBI's taxonomy places the organism in Eukaryota, Metazoa, Chordata, Actinopteri, Labriformes, Labridae. Gene Ontology annotation, cellular component: mitochondrial intermembrane space.